AUGGACACGGAUACCAAUGAAUCGCACUUCUAUGGAACUGAGGAAGAAAGGCAGUUGCUCCAAGCUCGGGUUGACCGGUUCGAUGUGUCCGCUUGGGCAAAGCAACACAAAACCUGGGGAUUUGGUUCUCCACGAAGACAACCUUCACGCUGUGCUGAGUCCGCCAAGCUGCACAACCCCUACGCUGGCGUGGGCUACGCAUGGCAGCUCACCGAGACGUUAGACCAGUUUUUGACUAGACUGCCGCCAGCAACAACCGAUCAGAGUGACGAGACACCUUGGAUCUUUGUUUGCAACCCCUACGUUUCACGCGAGGGGAAACAUGAAGAGUCCGGCGCAUUCAUCAAAGGCAACGAGGAUGAAGCCCCAGCAGAGAAGGACAGCCAAUUGCGCUUUGUGGUGCAAGGUGCAAUGGAGAGAUUGGACCUUCUAGCAGAUCUGAAACGAAAGGUGGAAUCGUCAGGAAAGUCGACUGCAUUUGUAAACAGGGAACUGUUGCAAGAAAAGAAGCAGGCCGUGUCUGAUGUCCUUGCCUUGGCUCACGCAGGCAAAGUGCGAAGUGGAAAGUGGAUGCUGUUUUGCCCACCAUCCGAAGUCAAUGAAGUUUGGAGAGUCGUAGCCAAGGCCACGGCACAGAAUGAGCUCGGGAUUGCUGCCAAGGUGGCUCCGAGGCCGCAAUUUGACGACAAUCGGAAAGAUAGGCUCAUUUGUGUAUACACGACCGAUUUUCAAGACAAGUCCGAUGUUGGUCGCGUGCUGCAACAAUUGAAAACGCUCAAACUUGCCGAGAGUAACCAGAGAAGCAUUUACUAUAAACCAGAUAUUUUUACCUACAUCGGCCUCGCUCACGGGAAUCCAUGGGGUCUAGCUGCCUCGAUUUACAACUCGCAGGUUUUUACGCGACAAAAUUCCAAUGGCAAUUGA
Pochonia chlamydosporia 170 is the source of this 924-nucleotide messenger RNA. Its product is annotated as translation Initiation factor eIF- 4e-like domain-containing protein. Bases 1 to 924 code for a protein of 307 amino acids. The transcript is spliced from 4 exons. The record is from RefSeq and is a predicted model, not a curated record. NCBI's taxonomy places the organism in Eukaryota, Fungi, Ascomycota, Sordariomycetes, Hypocreales, Clavicipitaceae.